Molecule: messenger RNA, 3446 nt
Organism: Dermacentor andersoni
Lineage: Eukaryota; Metazoa; Arthropoda; Arachnida; Ixodida; Ixodidae
Product: synaptotagmin-1-like
Source: RefSeq, a predicted model, not a curated record
GCCUUUCUAGCGCGGCAGGCGGCGCCAGACGGCGCCGCCGUCAUGGGGGCGCACAGGCGCUUCCGUUUCCCGACUUCGAGCUCGUUCUCCCCCCCUCACCUCGGCGUCCGGCGUCGGCGUCUGCUACGGAAGGGAGUUCGAGCUCUACCCUCGCGGCACCAGCAGGCAGCGGCCGUAGCAACGGUGACGUAGAGAGUGAGCGGUUCGCGGAGAGCUCGCAGCUGAGCGAGUACGUUCGGCGGACUGCGAUGACAACGAUCGCGGCCGCCGUUAAGUUCAUCUCGUAAUACGCCACGCAACGUGAGACCGUCGGUGCCGGCCUGAAGAUCGUCGUCCGCGUCGUGGUUAAAUCUCGCCAUCCAGACGUGCUCCUGGCUUAGGCCUCCUUUUCUCAGCCGUCUGCUCCUGGAUAUCUUCGAGCCGCUCGCCGGAAAACGACGACAAAAGAACCCACAUCGCCAAUCGUCAGCGCAGCACUGUCCGUCGUCGACUGUGUUUUAAUGCCUUCCCGCCGCCGCUUGGCACGUCGGCCGCCCGACGCCGUGGCCCCACAGUCCGAGGAACCGCGACCCACCCACCGAAGUCGCUCAGAAUGUGACGUCGGCGGAACCUAGGAGUCGUCGCCCGUCGAGCAACAACACGCGCCCGCGGCAGCGAUUCCAACGCAGCAGCGGCGGCGCGGGGAGUCGGCGUUGCUUCAACAGUGAUACUCUACAAACAAGACCCAUUCACGUCCAGGCAAGCCUCUGGGAGACAAAUUGAUGCGCUUUAGACAGGGUUGAUCUGCGCCGUUGCACGCGCUUCCGGGGAGAACUGAAGCGGGAAGAAUGCUCGAGCUCACCGACGAGGAUCGACUGAUCCUGGUGGCGUCGUGCGCGGGCCUCGUCACCGCCACCAUCCUGGUCACGGUGUGCGUGGUGACGCCCCACUGCUGGCUCUACCGGUGCAUCUGGGGACGCGAGGAAGAGAAAGAGAAGCGCAAGAAGCUCUACUACGGCACCGACGUGAUCCCGCUGCCGGCAUGUCCCGUGUCCACCAAGUCCGUGCCAGCCAGCGGCGAGGCAAAAGGCGCCGAAGGUGGCGGACUGGUGGGUGCUGGCGGCGUGGGUGGCUCCCUGGUCCUGCUGCCCUUCGUGCGCAGCCGGGCUGCCCGUGAUUCUACCUACAGCAGCAUGUCCACCGCCAGCAGUCGCGGAGAAGCGUCCGUAUACAGCGACAACUCGGCUGACGUGGCUGGCAGCGUGCAAGGCCAGGAGGAUGCUCCACCGAUGUUGGGCAAGGUGACCAUACUACUCCGAUUCCAGGCAGCCUCGCCCACGGUCUCAACGACGCAGGGAUUCCCGCCGGGGAAGCUAUUCGUCACCAUACGGGAGGCACAGAACCUUCCUCCGAAGCCUCACGGCGUCGUGUGCGACCCCUACAUCAGCUGCAAGGUGAUGAAAGGCCGCAUCAAGAAGCCUCGCCGCGGCAGCACUGGCCUCCGGCGACCCAGCUGCAUCGGCCUCGGCAGCUCGGGCCACUGCCUGGGCCAGUACCAGACGCAGACCAAGCGCAAGACGCAGAGCCCGCUCUACAACGAGACCUUCUCGCUGGACCUGGCCAGGGGAGAGUUGAAGGACUCGUCCCUUUACUUGGCCCUAUUCGACAUGGACAAGUGCUCCAAUGACACCGAAGUAGGAGAGGUGAUCGUUCCUCUAAAAGAAGUCGACAAGCUGGUUGAAGAUCCCUCUGAGCACAUGCUAGAAUUGGAACUGAAGGAGCCUAAGCAGUACAAGGGGGAAAUACUCUUUGGCCUGAGCUACCUGCCAACAGCCGAAAGGCUUACCUUUACCAUUAUGAAGGCCAGCAAUCUGACGUCGCCCAUGAACAACCUCGAGUCGUUCUAUCCCUGCGUCCGCGUGCUCCUGUUCCACAGCGGGAAGCUGCGCAAGAAAAAGAAGACCGCGUCCCAGCACGCCACUCUUUGUCCCGUAUACAACGAGUCGCUGACGUUCGACGUGCCGCAGGCCGAGCUUGACAACGUCGUCUUCCUGGUGGUGGUCAGCCACCGGGACCCCGCGCAGACCGUCUCGUCUCCGGACUCGCCCACCACUCCCGUGGCCGGAGCGCCGCAGCAGCAUGUCGGCAAGGUGGUCGUCGGAGCCUGCGGUCGUGGCAGCGUACUCCACCACUGGAACGCCAUGAAGCAGAGCCCGCGCAAGCAGGUCACCCAGUGGCACACACUCCGGUGAAGGGAAACAGCUCCGCGGGAAGCGCAGGGCGGUGUACACAUGGACUCCGGAGUUACUGGUGUGGACAUUGGAAAAAAAGGCAGCGCGCAAGUCGGAAUUGUCGAAUGGGUAUUCCGUCGCGCAAACACCAAAGUCACCUAUGGGCGGUGGUACUCCUUUUCAGUGCUUCGAAGUUGCUAAGCGGGAGCAAUUGUGUUUCGAAUGGAAGGAGUGACCAUUAGAAAAACAGAAGUCGCUGGAUCAAGUUUUCUUUCCUGCUGUCACACCUUUUGAGCUUGAGAUGUCAGGGGUGUUUUAGAGGCACUUCCGAGAGAGAAGAAAAAAAAAAGAGAAUACCGGAAAAUCUCCUGAUGCACGAGAAUAUCAUUUGCUGCUUUGAGGGGAAAUGAAAAUAUUGGUGCAACUUACGUAGAUAUUUGCGGUUUCCCAUCAAUAUCCAGCCCCGGCGGUAACUUGAGAAAACAUCUGCAUUUCCCUGUGGCUUUUCUAGCCUCAGGCUCUGAAAACAGCUCCGUGCACAGUGGUUUGCAGUUGGGCAGUAGCCAACGCGAAAAUAGUGCAACAGCGCUCGGUUUGCAGGUCUGAAUGUUAUCGCUCUAUCCAUUGAUGAGAACCCAGUGUCCCGACGCUAGUCACGUGUUUUGUUGCAUUUAUGUGGUAGUUGCAGCGAAAUGCUUUGGUUGCUGCGCUGCGUUGCUUUCCAAUACGCGUCCAUUCAGUCUGGAGAUGUGUAUUUUGACCAGCUUGAGUUUAUUGUUCUAAGAGAUCACUUACGAUCUUUGGCAGCCUUGAAGAAGAUAUUUUGAAGAAAAAAAAAGUCCACUUAGUUAUUUUUUUAUAAAUUGGGAAGCGGAUGGAUUUCGCGAAAGCGUAAGAGUAACAAGUGCGGGGAAGUUGCGAAGACUGCGUCUAGCUGGUCCUGUGCUAUGCGCGAAGGAAUCCAUGUGGACAAAUUCCACCAUAGGUGGUUAUGAACGUCGCUUUCUGCCUUCGUUCCAAAUGAGCGAAUCUGUCAUAAUUUGAAAAGAAAGGGUGCGUUCUUCACAAACUGUACUGUUGCGCAUCCCAUGACAGGCAGCCGUUUGAAUUGUAUCAUGGCGGGUCAUAAUUGAAGGCAUACUGGUGCUGCGAGGCUAUAUUAAUAUACGAAUAUCACUAACGAUUUCGUCGUUUGGUUUCUGGUGUGGUAAUUAAACGUUUCCUUUUGGAAUCCAA